UUCAGCGUUGGUUUUCUCAUUGAGUGACAAGAGGUAGGCACCACAAAGGAAUUACGUAUUUUUCGCUCCAUAAGACGCACCUGACCAUAAGACGCACCUAGGUUUUAGAGGAGAAAAACAAGAAAAAAAAUAUUCUGAACCAAUGAGACUGCAGACACAGUACAGGAGAUGACCAGAGACUGCAGAAACAGUACAGGAGAUGACCAGAGACUGCAAGACACAGUACAGGAGAUGACCAGAGACUGCAGACACAGUACAGGAGAUGACCAGAGACUGCAGACACAGUACAGGGAUGACCAGAGACUGCGGACACAGUACAGGAGAUGACCAGAGACUGCGG
Messenger RNA from Staurois parvus, 340 nucleotides. NCBI's taxonomy places the organism in Eukaryota, Metazoa, Chordata, Amphibia, Anura, Ranidae. The record is from the annotation of a GenBank genome assembly.